UCUAACCACUAACCAUUGGAUCACUGCUAGGAAAUGACAUGCAUAAAGAAUAGCUCAAAAGGGAAGUACCAAUCAAGAGUUAGAAGUGUUUCGGAGGUCUCCGGUGUGACAGGUUGCUCAUCACACACGAAAGGAACAUCUCUGAAUCCAAACUGGUGAAGAAAGCCUUUGCCAUUCAUCCACAUACCAGAUUCAAUUUCUUCAUUGACUGGACUAGCAACCAGUGGGACCAAGUGCGUAGCACUGCAGGACGAGCGUGAGAGCUCACACAUCACACCAUGGCCCAAUAUGACCAACUGGAAGAUAAACAUUCGGUGGAUAUCCACGACAACCCCACAACCCCUGACAAUAUUGUAAAAGAGGAAGACAAUACUGUAUACUUCGUUUAUGAGGAGGAGGUGGAAGUAGAGGAGAAGGAGCCCGAGCCUGAGCCCGUUGUUAUAUUGGUGAAUGACAAACCACACAAGUUCAAGGACCACUACUGCAAGACGCCCAAGUUCUGUGACGUCUGUGCUCGUAUGAUCGUCCUCAACAACAAGUUUGCUCUAACGUGCAAAAACUGCAAGACCAACAUCCACCACUCGUGCCAGUCCUAUGUUGAGUAUCAGAAGUGCUUUGGCAAAAUUCCCCCAGGUUUCAGACGAGCAUACAGUUCCCCUCUAUACAGUAGUGACCAGACAGAUGCAGCCCACUCCAACCGUAACGACCCUGUGUUUGACACUCUGCGGGUUGGGGUUGUCAUGGCAAACAAGGAGCGCAAGAAGGGGUCUGAAGACAAGAAGAACAUGAUGAUGAUGAUGAUGGAGGAAGAGGAAUCACAACAACCCAAAGAAGACGAGCAGGCAGAAGGAAAGCCCGAGGGGGAUAAGAAGGGAGACAAGGCUGACAAAGCAGAUGACAAGAAAAAGAAGGAGAUGGGAAACAUGGGAAAUCAGUCCCAUUACUACCUGGCUCUGUACCGCUUCAAGGCCAUUGAGAAAGACGACCUUGACUUCCAUCCUGGUGAUCGAAUCACUAUAAUCGAUGACGCCAAUGAAGAAUGGUGGAGGGGGAAGAUUGGUGAGAAGACAGGUUACCUCCCCACCAAUUACAUCAUUAGAAUAAAAACUGGGGAGAGGGUGUUCAAGGUGACACGGUCCGUCGUGGGAAACAGAGAGAUGGGACAGAUCACUCUGAAAAAAGACCAGAUCGUGGUGAAGAAGGGAGAGGAGGUGAAUGGCUACCUGAAGGUCAGCACCGGCCGCAAGCUGGGCUUCUUCCCCGCCGACCUGCUCCAGGAGAUCUGAAUCUUACCGGAUCACAACCACAACCAUAGGACUUGGGUCACACCGUCACCAGGACCAUAAUCACACAAUUCAUCAAACCCUGUUCCAGUGAACACACGUGACCAGGAACAGCAUUUUUAUACUACCAAUCUAGCACCACUAUCAUUUUCCACCUGUAGGGGCCUAGGUCUGAUCUGGUGAGUCUGUAAGCUGUUUGAGGGCUGUAAAGGCUCAGAGGGGGCAAGGUUAUUGAGUGUAACCCAAUACUGCAGCCUCCCCAGCCUGUUGAACUGGGUCAGCUGGCCAUGCAAUCCGAGCUGGAUGGAGAAAUGUGUUAGGUCAGACCGGUACAUGUGUGUGGUGGGAAUUUAAAACGUUAACAUGUUUGUGUCAUUUUAAUGUGAUGAAAACUGGACAACCUUAAACUAGAUCUUCAGCAAGGUUCAAAAGGCAAUGGCUGUAACUACUGUAAGUAGCCAGGAUUUCGACAUAUUUUUUUGUUAUUCAUUCUAACAAAUUUAUAUUUUGGAGGCUAUUGCUUACUGUCACUGUAGUAGCUUUAUUUCCCCCUUGAUGUCCAUGUUAAAGGGAGCUUGUUAAAGUGCAUGUCGUUAUUUUUUUGCAUGGGCCCGUCUUUAAUAAUCAUUGCCAAAACAAUGUGCUGUGUAUUUGAGGAAUUUAUAUAGAGCAAUAGCCAAUGGUGACACACAGACCCACAUGCUUUUGCCAGACUAACGUAGGCCUAUCAUUGAUGCAAGAUUGUAACAUUACAGGCCUAUCAUUGAUGCAAGAUUGUAACAUUACAGACCUAUCAUUGAUGAAAGAUUGUAACAUUACAGGCCUAUUAUUAAUGCAAGAUUGUAACAUUACAGGCCUAUCAUUAAUGCAAGAUUGUAACAUUACAGGCCUAUCAUUAAUGCAAGAUUGUAACAUUACAGGCCUAUCAUUGAUGCAAGAUUGUAACAUUACAGGCCUAUCAUUGAUGCAAGAUUGUAACAUUACAGUACAGCCAUUUGUUAUUCAUGUUCUAUUGAAAUACCAACAGCCAAGUGCAGGCUUAUCCCAUGUAUUGUCUUUCUUGAUAUGCAUCCUUUCAAAACCUAUAUAACUCUGUGAUACCGUCAUCGUAAACUUGAAUGACUGACCAUUGUGUAAACAUGAAAUCAAUUCACAAUUAGAAAUAAUGUACUUUAUUUUUGUAGCAGUAUUUUGCAUUCGCUGAUAUGUGUGUGUCUACUAUAACUCAGGACUCAUAUGCCUAACCUAAACAGGUAGGCCUUAUCAGUUCAGCUUUUGUCUACAAAAUAGUCAUAACAGGUACUCAUCUUGAUCCAGUGAUGGGGACCAGAGCCAUAUAUUUGUUCUAAAUACAUGGCUCUGAUGUUGACAACUAGUGAUGUGCAGUUCGCAAACUAUAUUUAUUUAUGUCGUUAUGUUUGAACUACUCUUUUUUUCUGACUCGAGAAACUUUUUUUUUUGAGUGACUCGUUAAUUUUAGUCCUUCAUUUGACUUUCCUCUUCUUCUUCCUCAUCCCCUUCUUCUUCCUCUUCUUCUACUUCAUCAUGUCGUUCACACAUGUUGUUUUUGCAUGCCGCUACCUACCUAAAUUUGCACCAACAACUAACCCUACACUUAAUUGUAUAACACUAUUUUUUUAUCAUUACAAAAAAAUUUAGAAACUGUCCAACUAUGGAGAAUAUCCUAGCUCCAUAUAUGAAAUUAAGGAAAUGCGUAUAUGGAGCAUGUCUACUCCUUAUAUCUAAUAAAAUGUCAGAUAUCCAUG
Messenger RNA from Oncorhynchus gorbuscha (pink salmon), 3049 nucleotides. RefSeq names its product SH3 and cysteine-rich domain-containing protein 3-like. The record is from RefSeq and is a predicted model, not a curated record. Gene Ontology annotation, biological process: positive regulation of protein localization to plasma membrane; skeletal muscle contraction; positive regulation of voltage-gated calcium channel activity. Gene Ontology annotation, molecular function: protein binding. The transcript has 13 exons. Gene Ontology annotation, cellular component: extrinsic component of cytoplasmic side of plasma membrane. Bases 279 to 1286 code for a protein of 335 amino acids. NCBI's taxonomy places the organism in Eukaryota, Metazoa, Chordata, Actinopteri, Salmoniformes, Salmonidae.